Canis lupus familiaris (dog) is the source of this 3213-nucleotide messenger RNA. RefSeq names its product protein-glucosylgalactosylhydroxylysine glucosidase (gene PGGHG). Gene Ontology annotation, biological process: carbohydrate metabolic process. The record is from RefSeq and is a predicted model, not a curated record. Gene Ontology annotation, molecular function: catalytic activity. NCBI's taxonomy places the organism in Eukaryota, Metazoa, Chordata, Mammalia, Carnivora, Canidae. The transcript is spliced from 14 exons. Bases 157 to 2424 code for a protein of 755 amino acids.
CCCAGCCGAGCCCCGCCCCGCCCCGCCCUGCUGAGCGCCGUUGUCCGGAAGGCUGAGGCUUCCUCACUGCCCCUAAAAGAUCAGGGCUCGUGGGGGUGCGGCUUGGAGAGACCCUGAAUUGAGAUCCUAAGACCGCGCGGCUGAGCACGCCUUUCCAUGGAGGAUGCGGGUGAGGACCCCACCGUAUUCACUGCCCGUUCCCUGCCCAGUGACCCCCGGCUCUUGGCCACCGUGACCAACGCGUACUUGGGCACGCGUGUGUAUCAUGACACACUGCAUGUGAGCGGCGUGUACAACGGGGCUGGCGGGGACACACACCGGGCCCUUUUGCCCAGUCCCCUCAAUGUCCAGCUGGAGGCGCCUGCAGAGACAGGACGUGAGCUGACGGAGACGUUUGUCCUGGACACAAACACAGGCUCCUUUCUGCACACCCUGGAGGGCCCCAGCUUUCAGGCCUCCCAGCGCAUCUACGCCCACCGCACACUGCCUCACGUCAUGGCUUUCACUGUGUCCAUCACCCGUGUGGCCAUGGGGAGCUGGCCCAUCACGGUGCUGCUGCGGUCAGCCUUCUCCCCGGAAAGCCCAGACCUGGACCUGCAUCUGGGUCCUGAUUUCCAAGGAGCCCGGUACCUUUAUGGCCAUACGCUUACCCCAGAGCAACCUGGAGGGCCCCAGCAGGAGGUACACAUGCUGUGGACACCGGUGCCCCCAGCUCUGACCCUUGGGGAAAGCGAGGAAGACCAGACCUGGGAGUUCUUGACCGUGGUGGGUGGCAGCCAGGCCGAGGCCCAACUCUGCUUCACCGAGGCCCUGCAGCUGCAGGUGGGGGGCACUCUGUACGCUGCGCACGCCCGGGCCUGGGCCCAGCUCUGGGCUACCUGUGGCCUGGAUGUGGUGGGGCCCCUCCCCCUGCGCCAGGCCUUGCGUGGUUCCCUCUACUAUCUGGUCAGUGCCCUGCCCCAGCCCGGGGCCCCAGGAUACACCUGCCACGGUCUCAGCCCUGGGGGAUUGUCCAACGGGAGCCGAGAGGAAUGCUACUGGGGCCACGUCUUCUGGGACCAGGAUCUCUGGAUGUUCCCGACCGUUCUGUUGUUCCAGCCGGAGGCCGCCAGGGCCCUCCUGGAGUACCGCAUCCGGACACUGGAUGGGGCCCUGGACAACGCCCGGAAGCUGGGUUACCAGGGAGCCAAGUUUGCCUGGGAGAGCGCAGGCUCUGGUCGGGAGGUCUGCCCCGAGGACGUCUACGGCGCCCAGGAGAUUCACGUCAACGGAGCUGUGGUGCUGGCCUUCCAGCUGUACUAUCAUGCCACCCAGGACGUGCAGCUCUUCCGCGAGGCCGGUGGCUGGGACGUGGUCAGGGCCGUGGCUGAGUUCUGGUGCAGCCGCGUGGAGUGGAGCCCCGAGGAGGAGGAGUACCAGCUGAAGGGAGUCAUGCCGCCCGACGAAUACCACUCAGGGGUCGACAACUCCGUGUACACCAACGUCCUGGUCCAGAACAACCUGCGCUUCGCUGCGGCCCUGGCCCGGGACCUGGGGCGGCCUGUCCCCACUGAGUGGCUGGCGGUGGCUGAAAAGAUCAAGGUGCCCUUCGACCCGAGGCAGGACUUCCACCCUGAGUUUGACGGGUACCAGCCUGGAGAGGAGGUGAAGCAGGCGGACGUGGUGCUCCUGGGGUACCCCGUCCCUUUCCACCUGAGCCCUCACACUCGCAGGAGGAACCUGGAGAUUUAUGAGGCUGCAACGUCCCCAAGAGGCCCGGCCAUGACCUGGAGCAUGUUCGCCGUGGGCUGGAUGGAGCUGAAGGAUCCCCGGCGGGCCCAGGACUUCCUGGAGAGGAGCUUUGCCAACAUAGCUGAGCCCUUCAAGGUGUGGACGGAGAAUGCAGAUGGCUCAGGCGCUGUGAACUUCCUGACCGGCAUGGGGGGCUUCCUGCAGGCGGCGCUCUGUGGAUUCACAGGGUUCCGGAUCACCGGAGCUGGCGUGACCUUCGACCCCAUGUGUCCGGCGGGGGUCUCUGCAGUGCGCGUCCGGGGCCUGUGUUACCAGGGGAACAGGCUGGACUUCUCCUUCUCCGAGGGCUCCGUGACGAUUGAGGUUAAAGCCCAGCCAGGACCCGGGGCCCCGCCGCUGGAGGCUGAGCUGUGGCUGACGCACACACGAGUUCCCUUGCUCCCAGGUGGGCAGCCAGCCCAGACUCACCGAAGCAUCCAGAGCAGAUGCCCCCUCUCCCUGCAGGGCACAGAGUCUCCUUCCCCCAUUCUGCUGGACGGAUACAGAGGUCACUCCCGCCUGGAGCAGAGGCAGCAGGUUCCACUCCAGGAGUUUCCUAAGAGAACUUUGAGGACAUUAGACCCCUGCCCCACAACCCAUGGGACCCCAGUUUCCUCGCCCUGGUGCUGUCUUGGGCACUCUGCGCCUGCAUGAACAAGCAAGGCUUCCGGAUGUCUCCCAGGUCCUCCGGGCCGGCUCCUCCCUCUGUGGGCACCCCCCUCCGGCUGCACCCACCCCUCCUCAGCACCCUCCUGGCUCCUGGGAAAAUCUGAAUUCGUUGGCCCAAAGUUCAAGACGGUCUGCCUCUAACCCGAGGCCCUCUGCAGCUGAGCCAUGGCCUCACACUCAGCCACAUCUGUGCCUGCCUUUGUGGGCCGAUGCCCACGCCUGUACCUGCACCAGUACCCUGCCCCAGGACCCCACAGGGUGGGGCGGGUGGGGCGCAAGCCUCCUUGUAGGGGAUGGCAGGGCCGAGGGGCAGGAGGCACACUUGGCCCCCUGCAGAGUCCUCGGGACUCUCCAUCACAGACCACAAAGGAACUUCGCGUGUCAUGCAGGCGAGGGGCGGGCACAGUGGAAUUGAGGUGUGCUCAGCAACCUCAGUCCGUGGCUCCUCCAGCCUCCGGGCCACUUCAGUGAGGCUGCACCAUCUCCAUCACGGGCCUUUCUCAGCUAGGAAGAGUGGGGGCAGGGUGCAGAGCAGGACCGUGCACCUCGCCUCCAACCAGCCUGGAAGACUCAAGGCCACAGGCCUGGGCCCACCUGUCCUGACAGGCUGCCCCUCCUCCUGGGGCCUCAGCCCAUCUGUGGGCACAUCCAACUUGGGGCCUUGAGGGUUUCUCAAUGAGGGGAGAUGGUACCCGCUGCCAAAAUUUUGGUGAGAGCCGUGCCACGUGCACCAAGUGUGGCUGAGGAAUUAAAGGUCCGUGCUGGGAGAAAGUC